Mercenaria mercenaria is the source of this 3350-nucleotide messenger RNA. RefSeq lists its product as uncharacterized. Bases 93 to 3335 code for a protein of 1080 amino acids. NCBI's taxonomy places the organism in Eukaryota, Metazoa, Mollusca, Bivalvia, Venerida, Veneridae. The record is from RefSeq and is a predicted model, not a curated record. The transcript has 15 exons.
CAACGCUUGCGUAAAUAGUAUCAAGACAAACAUGGCCGAAGAGAGGAAUAAGCAUAUAACGCGGUAUAUUUAGGUUCCUAUUCAAUAUCGGGAUGUCACAUCAACUUCAUUUAGAGAAGGAAAAGUACAGACAAUGGGUAAAGGCCGGACUUGGUUUAGGAUACUUAAAAGAAGGACUUGCGCCUUUUUGUGACGACGUUGCCAAACAACAGCAUAAAGACAUUUUAGAUAACAUUAAACAGACAAAGAAUCUGUCGGCUGUGACAUGUGGUCAGUGCAAUCUGAGAACUCUCAAACCCGACCAUGUGAAAAUAGGAAAGAAUCAAUGUCCGUUAGGUCAAGCUAAUUGUAACUGCUGCUAUACGAGUAGUAAAAUUGCUUGUCCAAACAACGUAUGUGGCGCCAUCUAUGACACCAUUAUAACUAACCAUGCGUCCACACCACCAGCUCCUUAUUGGAAAAACACCCAAACUCAGCAGUGGACUGGAGAUCCGUGGAGUAUAGCUAAAUGUUUCAUCAACGCCCCUGGAUAUGACCGGACGACAUCAGCAGCCGACAUCAACUGCACGGGAUUACUGCAUGUGAUUAUCAACAACAAGUAUUUUCAUAAUCACAUUCAGAAUAAUUUAGCUGGAGCUAAUGUAUUUUCAAAGGUGAGACAAUACAGAAACGAGAUAUUCCACUCAAGCAGCAUGGAAUUAGAAGAGGCAGAUGCAAAUACUUACAUUGAUGAUAUGAUUGCUGUGCUGCAAGAUGGCAAGGAACUGAUUCACCGAAAAGAUGCCCAAGACGCGGUAAAGAAACUUGAAGAGCUAAAGAAUGAAGGUUUCAUCGUAACAACUGAAAAUAUGCAGAAAAUGCACGGAGAUGUCGGAAAAGAAUUUGGGAAUUUAAGAAUAUCAACAGAACGUCUAGCUACUAAGGAUGACCGCGACGAUCUCAAAAAGAAACUUUCUGCAUUGGAAUCUCUCCUAUCUGAACAAGCGGAGGAGAUGAAAAGACUCAAGACAGACGAUUCUGCUCAAAAGAAACAGCCGGAAUACGAAAAGUCCAAAUUAGACUUACAGAGAAGGUUGAUAGAGUUUUACAGAGAAGAUUUACUACGCAUGUCUGCACUGCCGUUUCAACAAGAGGGUAAUCUUUGUGACUUUAAAGAUAUAUACGUUAGACCAAGAAUGACGAUUGAAUCAAAAGAUAAAUUAGAUAAUAAACCAAAGGUUGCAGAUGUUCUAUCAAUGUCUGAUAUUUUCACAAAAGACGGUAAACCUAUAAAAAUCAUCUACGUCCUCGGAGACGCGGGGUCCGGUAAAAGUAGUUUCUGUAAAAGUUUGAUAAAUUACUGGUGUUUGGCACAUUCUGAACAAGGGCAAAGUAUUGAUGAUGAGUUCAGUGGAGUCAAGGAAAUGAAGAAAUUUAAUUUUCUAUUCUAUCUUCCUCUCCGUCAUCAUACAGAUAAGAUGAAAAUCAAAGAAAUGUUGGAGGAAAAGUACGAACAUCCUGCUCUUAUGAAACUUCUUAAAUAUGAGUCUCGAACCUGUCUCGUUGUUCUUGAUGGUCUUGAUGAAUGGAAUCCUCCAGCGUCAAAGUGUACUCCUGAACGCGGCGCAUUGAAGGAAUAUACAGUUUUAACUACGUCACGACCCUGGAAAAUUGCAACGUUAGGAAUAACCGAUUAUGAGAUACGACAAAAGAUUAUCCUUAAAAGGUUUGAUGAUGAUGAUGGUGGUGAUGAACGAAACAAAACGUUCAAGAAAGACAAAUAUCCAGCAAACCUGAUUCCAGCUGAAAUCAUGAGAAUGGACAAGGAAUCAAUCGACCUUUACAAACAACUUUUAAAUGAGGGCAAAGAGGCUGUAUAUAACAUUCGGGUAAUGGUUGUUGGGCCGUUCGGAGUUGGAAAGACCACACUUACAAAACGGUUGUUAAGGGAAGAUGUGGACUUAAACUUACAAGACAGUACGAAUGGCAUAGAUGUACAUGUUAGAAGAUGCAAAGUGUCUCUUAGCAACGGCCGUUGGAACAUUUUAGAAAAAGGCAAGACGUCUGAUGAUACAGCUGCUCGUUUGGCCAAGUUGUUAAAUAAACAAGUCGAUGAUCAGAAGACAAUUGAAAAGAAAGAGACUAAAAUGCCUAAUGGGGUUGUUUCUACUGACAGUGACAGUGUUGAAACAGAAAGGAAAAAUUUGCUCGAAGAACAAGAGGAGACACUAGUCGAGGAUUCAGUACCUAUUGUGUUCCCUAUUGAAGAAAGAAGUGACAGCGAAACGAAUCUGACUGUGGGAUCAAAUGAUCAGGCUAUUCAGACUGUGGGAUCAAAAGAUCAGGCUAUUCAGAAUGAAUUGGAGGAUCUCAUGAAGGAAGUUCCACUAGAUGCUACAGACACAAACUCUGCGGAUCUUUCAAUUUGGGACUUCGCUGGACAGUAUGUGUUCUAUUCCACACACCGGGUAUUUUUAUCCGAACGGGCUAUUUAUUUGCUAGUUACAGAUAUAUCCAAAGAUAUCAACGAAAUUGUCAAAGAUGACAGCUGUGUUGUGGAUUGUAAUGACAAAAAGCAAUGGACAGUAUCAGAAUUCGUUCACUUUUGGCUAAACUCUAUACACGAGUUCUGUAGCUUUCAAGAUGACAAGGGUCCACCAGUAUUGCUUGUUGGUACAUUUACGGAUCAAUUAGAUCAGAAAACAAAAGGAAAUAUAGUACGGAAAUACUUCCAUGAAUUAAGAGCUUCUGUUCUCGGAAAGGGCACCUUUUGUCAUAUCGAGGGAAAUGAGGAUUUUGACAUGGAUAAUUCUAUCAUAGAUGACAAGAUUGAACGACUUCGCCACACGAUUUUUGAUAUAGCUUCUAAGCAAUCUUACUGGGGAGAACAUAUUCCUGCAAAAUGGAUAACACUGGAACGCAAAAUAGUCAGCGAGAAAGACCUGGGUAAAAAGGUUCUUUAUAAGAAACAGCUGCGUGAUCUGAAUGGAGAGUUACUAGUUAGCAUUGAAACAGACGAAGAACUAGAACUUUUCCUGAGGUUUCACCACGAAUCAGGAAAUAUACUGUAUUUCAGCGAAGCCCAGCUCAGUGACAGUAUUGUCCUUGACCCUCAGUGGUUGAUUGAUGCUUUCAAAAGUAUAAUAACUGAGAAAACGUUCUACAAAAAAAACGAAACCAUCUUUAAGAACUGGCUUGAAUUUGAGAAGUCGGCUAAAUUGACAGACGUAUUUGUUGAUAUGGUCUGGGAGAAGUCGGAGUUUUAUGAACAUAAAGAUCUCUUGCUUAGAUAUCUUCAGAAACUUGGAUUUAUCGUAAAACCACGACAGCAGUCAAACAGUGCAAAGGUAAUGUGACAAAAUAUUUAGCAU